AUGGUAGUAGGGCAGGCUUGAAACGUCGCGCUGCUUGCCUAAUUGGGCUUGGCUUGGCGUGAAUGAUUAUUAACACGGACUCCUCCUUGACUUUCCAGUCAGCUUCUCCCCUCUGACGCCAUCUCUCAUUCGAGUCUGACACGAGUGCGGCACGUCGAGAUGCGUUGUGCUGCUGAUCUUCUUACGCCGAACGGCCUACGCACGUGUCUCCACCUCACGGUCGUAGCGAUCGCGGAAAUGGAAAAGCUGACAGUAAGAUCCGUAUGGGUUUGCGGCUGAGAUAUCGAUCACUUUCCUAACUCCGCCACCUACUGUGGACCUCAUCAGGCACGACAGCCGCAAAGCGUUAAUGUUGCGCGGUUGCGUAAUCGCCGUGCCUAUUUGAUGCAGCUCCUCCUUCCGUAUUCCUUCUGCUUUGUCUUCUUCUUUUCCCCCUCUGGCCUUUCCUUCGCCGUCUCGCCGUUUUCAAUAAAAGCAAAAGACUACCCGAUUCCACAAUGCCUUUCCCCAUUUCCGCCGACAAGAUCGAGACUCGCCAUUACAUCAAUGGCGAGUUCAGCGAGUCCUCCGACAAAGCCACUUUCCAGCUCGCCUCGCCUUACUCCCACGAGAAGAUCGCAGACGUCUGCGAGGCGACAGUAGAAGACACGAAUCGCGCCGUGGCAGCAGCAAAAGCCGCCUUCCCAGCAUGGUCAGCCCUUGAUCCCACCACGCGAGGCGGGUACUUGAAGAAGCUGGCCGAGCUGAUCGUCGCCAACCAUCAGGAGUUGGCCCAGCUCGAUGCCAUGUCCAUGGGCAGACCGGUGUCGUCCUACUUCGACGCCUUUGCCAGUGCCGGCUACUUUGAACACUAUGCCCAGGCUGGCCUCUCUGCCUUGGGCACGACGAGCCUGAACACCCCGGGCUUUGUCAAUAUGACUUUCCGCCAGCCCAUCGGACCUGUGGCGGCGAUUAUCCCCUGGAAUAUUCCAGUGAUGAUGUUCGGCAUGAAGGUCGCUCCUGCUGUUGCCGCAGGCUGCACGGUCGUGCUGAAGAGCUCCGAGAAGGCGCCGUUGUCGUCCGCCAAACUCGCCAGCCUUGCCCACCAAGCCGGCUUCCCCAAGGGCGUCAUCAACGUUCUCAGCGGUCACGGCACCCCAUCCGGCUCCACCCUCUCCUCUCAUAUGGACAUCCGACUGGUGAACUUCACCGGCAGCACCGCCACAGGCCGCAAAAUCCAGCAAGCCGCCGCAAGUUCCAACCUCAAAAAAGUCGUCCUGGAGCUCGGCGGCAAAUCCCCCGCCCUCAUCUUCCCCGACGCCGACAUCGCCAAAGCAGCCGCCGACACCGUGGGCAGCCUCCAGCUCCUCUCAGGCCAGGCGUGCAUCGCCAACAGCCGCAUUUACGUGCACGAAAGCGUGGCGCCGCAGUUCAAGGAGGCGUUUAAGAAUCUGUUCCGCGGCGCGAAGAAGGGCGAUCCACUCUUGCCUGAGACGCAGCAGGGCCCGCAGGCGGACGCGAUUCAGUUUGAGAGAGUCAAGGCUUACCUCAAAGCUGCGAGCGAGGGCAAGGGCAAGCUGGAGCUCGGAGGGCAGGCGACGCAAGUGGAUGGCAAGGGGUUCUUCAUCGAGCCAACGAUCUACUCUGAUCUACCGGAGGAUGAGAAGGCGCAGAAGGAGGAGGUGUUUGGGCCGUUUGUGAGCAUCAACACGUUCAAGACGGAGGCCGAGGCGAUUGAGAAGGCGAAUGAUACCGAGUACGGGCUCUAUGCUUCGGUGUACACGCGCGAUAUCAGUCGGGCGUUGAGGGUGGCUAAGGCGUUUGAGUCGGGCACUGUGGGGAUCAAUGCCACGAGCCCGACAUAUGCCCAAGACAUGCCGUUUGGAGGGUACAAGGGCAGUGGACAAGGUCGUGAGGGAGUGGGAUACAGUCUGGACGAGUACUUGGAGCACAAAACAGUGCUCAUCAAGUUGGAAGACAAUGCUUGAUGGAGUGCAGCUCUAUCGACUAAAGCCGCUCUCGACCGCCGUUGCAGAUCGCUCCAU
Neohortaea acidophila is the source of this 2024-nucleotide messenger RNA. RefSeq names its product aldehyde dehydrogenase domain-containing protein. NCBI's taxonomy places the organism in Eukaryota, Fungi, Ascomycota, Dothideomycetes, Mycosphaerellales, Teratosphaeriaceae. The transcript has 7 exons. The coding region runs from base 498 to 1967 and encodes 489 amino acids. The record is from RefSeq and is a predicted model, not a curated record. Gene Ontology annotation, molecular function: aldehyde dehydrogenase (NAD+) activity.